This is a messenger RNA of Bacillus rossius redtenbacheri, 672 nucleotides long. RefSeq names its product atherin-like. Bases 1 to 672 code for a protein of 223 amino acids. The record is from RefSeq and is a predicted model, not a curated record. The transcript has 4 exons. Lineage: Eukaryota; Metazoa; Arthropoda; Insecta; Phasmatodea; Bacillidae.
AUGACAGUGCCGAGGAAGGAGCGCGCGGGAGCGGGGGGUGGCGAGGCCGUCCUAAUCCCCAACGAGCAGCGGUUGUUGGAUGAGCAACGCACCGGCGGCGGGAGGCGCCGCCUGGCGGGCGUCGAGGCGCUGCUGGCCGCCAGGGCGCGCGCCCAGCGCCCGGCGCGGCGGGGGCGGCCCCUCCCCGCGCCUCCCCGCGCCUGGCCGCGCCUGGCCGCGCCUAGCCGCGCCGCGCCGCGCCUGCGGAGUCGCGGCCGGCCAGCUUCCUUUCUCGGCCGCGAGGUGGCAGGGUCGUACGGCGGCAGCGCGGAAGGCGGAGCCAGGACGCCGCCCCUCCCCUCGCGGGCCGCCACCCCUCCGCCGCGCGGCGCUCGUCGGGGGAAGUUGUCACUUCAGUCCGAGGGAGGGAGCUACGCCGGCAGCACGCAGCAGCAGCGCGCACAGGCUGUCGUCGCAGCUCGCACGUGGGCACGAUGCGGCCGUCGCCUCGCGCGCCCCGCAGCUGAGCCGGCCUCACGCCACCUCGAGCAACACACGCCCCCGCCUCCCCCCUGUCCCCCUCGACGACACCCGCCGAUCAUGCCGCACGCUCCGUCGACGCCGCAAUCGUCCUGGGUUCGCGCCUCCGCCACGCCGCUUCUGCAGCCCGACGCAGCGUCCGUCAGGAAGUGA